AUGUCGACCCUCUGCCCACCACCAUCUCCAGCUGUUGCCAAGACAGAGAUUGCUUUAAGUGGUGAAUCCCCUUUACUGGCAGCGACCUUCGCUUACUGGGACAAUAUUCUUGGUCCCAGAGUAAGGCACAUCUGGGCUCCAAAGACAGAACAGGUACUUCUCAGCGACGGAGAAAUAACUUUUCUUGCCAACCAUACCCUCAACGGAGAAAUCCUUCGAAAUGCAGAGAGUGGGGCAAUAGACGUGAAGUUCUUUGUCUUAUCUGAGAAAGGAGUAAUUAUUGUUUCGUUAAUCUUCGACGGAAACUGGAAUGGGGAUAGGAGCACCUAUGGACUAUCGAUUAUACUUCCCCAGACAGAGCUGAGCUUCUACCUCCCACUUCACAGAGUCUGUGUGGAUAGAUUAACUCACAUUAUCCGGAAAGGGAGGAUAUGGAUGCAUAAGGAGAGGCAAGAAAAUGUCCAGAAAAUCGUCUUGGAAGGCGCAGAGAGAAUGGAAGAUCAGGGUCAGAGCAUUAUUCCAAUGCUGACUGGAGAAGUCAUUCCUGUAAUGGAGCUGCUUUCGUCUAUGAAAUCACACAGUGUUCCUGAAGAAAUAGACAUAGCUGAUACGGUUCUCAAUGAUGAUGAUAUUGGUGACAGUUGCCAUGAAGGCUUUCUUCUCAAUGCUAUCAGCUCACACUUGCAAACUUGUGGCUGCUCUGUUGUAGUAGGUAGCAGUGCAGAGAAAGUAAAUAAGAUAGUAAGAACAUUAUGCCUUUUUCUGACUCCAGCAGAGAGAAAAUGCUCCAGAUUGUGUGAAGCAGAAUCAUCAUUUAAAUACGAGUCAGGGCUCUUUGUACAAGGCCUACUAAAGGAUUCGACCGGAAGCUUUGUGCUUCCCUUCCGGCAAGUCAUGUACGCGCCUUACCCCAGCACACACAUCGAUGUGGACGUCAACGCCGUGAAGCAGAUGCCGCCCUGUCACGAACACAUUUACAAUCAGCGUAGAUACAUGCGCUCGGAGCUGGCAGCGUUCUGGCGAGCCACUUCAGAAGAAGACGUGGCUCAGGACACCUUCAUCUACACAGACGAGAGCUUCACCCCUGACUUGAAUAUUUUUCAAGAUGUCUUACAUAGAGACACUCUUGUGAAAGCCUUCCUGGAUCAGGUCUUUCAUUUGAAACCUGGUCUGUCUCUCAGGAGUACUUUCCUUGCGCAAUUUCUGCUCGUCCUUCACAGAAAAGCCUUGACGCUAAUAAAAUAUAUUGAAGAUGAUACGCAGAAGGGGAAAAAGCCCUUUAAAUCGCUUCGGAACCUGAAGAUAGACCUUGAUUUAACAGCAGAGGGCGAUCUUAACAUAAUAAUGGCUCUGGCUGAGAAAAUUAAGCCAGGCCUCCACUCCUUUAUCUUUGGAAGACCUUUCUAUACCAGUGUCCAAGAGCGAGAUGUUCUAAUGACGUUUUAA
Rangifer tarandus platyrhynchus (Svalbard reindeer) is the source of this 1446-nucleotide messenger RNA. The record is from the annotation of a GenBank genome assembly. NCBI's taxonomy places the organism in Eukaryota, Metazoa, Chordata, Mammalia, Artiodactyla, Cervidae.